CCAAAUAUUUUUUUUUAGCGUUUUCUGCACUUUGUUGUUUAUCAAGUUCUCUAGUCUACCUAUAGCGGCUUAUGAUUCGGAAGUCUCGCACAUUAACAGAAAAUAGCUUACUUCUGCAUUGGUGCCAAAUAAGGCGGAUAAAAGAAAUUCGUUUCAGCUUCCAAAGCCCUACUUAAACAGCCCUGACUGAACUAACUUACCUGUAAUCAGAUUGGCGCAGCUGCUCCCUCUAGUGAUGAAGUAUGAGAAUGCUAUAACUCUUUCUUAGUCAAGGUCAUCUGUUCAUGUGAGAAUGUUUAUGUGAGAGAGGCCUUGUUGACAUCCUAUGACCACCGGAUAGUAAACACACCAUCAGCAUCUCUACAUACCCUCAUCCUCCUGAACCAAUCAGAAGACACUACUGCCACUUUCCCAUAACAAAGACAGUUAAGUUUUUCAUAAUUUCUUACACAUAAUAGCACACUCUUCUAUGAGGACACUGACUGCCCUAUUUGAUCUAGGAACAACAUUUACAUUUCUAACACACCUGUGUUUUGUGUUUAACACAGCGUCUCUGGAUUUGGACACUAAAUCACUGCCCAACAGGAUUAUCCUUGUUCAGAACAGGGAAAACGAAUGAAAAGCGUGACAGGAGGAGGUCAAUGAUGGUUCAGGGCAAAUGUGAACUCAUCGCUCUGUGUCUGGGAAUCAUCGGUCUGAUCGGGACGGUGGCCGUCACGGGCCUUCCCAUGUGGAAAGUGACAGCGUUCAUAGGGGAGAAUAUCAUCGUGAUGGAGACACGCUGGGAGGGUCUGUGGAUGUCGUGCUUCAGGCAGGCCAACAUCCACAUGCAGUGCAAAGUCUACGACUCUCUGCUGUUCCUCCCGCCGGACCUGCAGGCGGCCCGAGGCUUGACGUGUAGCGCUCUGGCACUGUCUGCGCUCGGGCUGCUCGUGUCUCUUUUUGGCCUCCGUUGCACGUCGUGUCUUAAGGAUCAACCGCGCGUCAAAAGCAUGAUUGCGAUUGCCGUGGGGGCGAUGCAGAUCUUAGCAUCAGUUUGCGUUAUCAUCCCAGUCUCUUGGACGGCUCACACUAUCAUUAGAGACUUCUACAACCCUCUACUGCUGGACGCGCAGCGCAGGGAACUGGGAGAGGCGCUGUAUAUCGGUUGGUUAACUAGUGCUUUUCUUUUGGCGUCUGGAGUUAUAUUUCUCUGUCGCCGUGUUGGUCCAGGCACAUUUAAUGCUCAUCGACCAGUUAAUAAACCCGCUUUAAACCGCUUCCAGCCCUUUAACUCUAUAAGACACCAGCCUUUGCUUCAGAACAAUCGCCUCUCCAUUCAGCAGCCUUCGCCGUCUGCGUUCAGCUACGCCAUUACGCCUUCUAGUGGUCAACGUUCACCCUUCAAUGUGCAACCGCCGACCACAGGGUCUUUAGUGUACAUCAUGCCACCUCAGAACCCGAGUUAUUACGGCCCAAAUGUGAUUCAAGGCCAGUAUGUAUCCAGAAACACUCAGUACCCCAGUCAGCUUUCCACACCCUUCAAAGGAAGCAAUGGUAGUGAUCCUUACGCAUCCUUCACCUCCAGAUCCACGUUUUAUCCUGUGCAGCAGAACCCGCUCUUCGUAGGGUACAACUACUCCAGGGUGCAGUCGUGCAGCUCAAACAGUAGCUGUGGAUUGCGUAUCUAAGGAUUUUUGAUGUACUCACCACUUAUUUUUAAAUAAUAUUUUUUUAAAUCCAUAAUUCCAGUAGAUUCAAACUAGGUCAAGUCAGCAUGAAACGGAAGUUGCAAUUGUCUUCUCUUGGCUAUUGUGACAUUUAUGCAAGUGAAAUGGCUUCUCGAACAAGAACAAAUGUAGGGCGGGACUUGAAUUUGUCUGUGGGGAAUUGAUUGGAUGGUUGUGGUUUGCUAUUGGUCAAUCUCAUUUGAGUGACAGUUUUUCCCGCCUUUGCGCCAGUAAGCACAUCAUCAGAGAAGAGAAGUCACUGUGAGAGGAGAGGGAAGUUAUUUUCUUUAAAGAUUACGAGGCACAUGAAUAGAUAAAUUAUUAUAUAUAUAUUUAUUCUAUAUAUUCAAUAUUCUAUAAAAAAAACAAAAUUCAAUUUUUGUUUCAUGGUGACUUUAAAAAAAAUUAAAUAAAAUAAUUAAAAAAUCUAAAUCCCAUAAUUCCAGAAGUUUCAAAAACUGCAUAUUUUUCUGUUUUCAUCUUUAAGUAGUUAAUUUACAUUACUUUUUUAGUCAUUCAGGAUUAAG
Molecule: messenger RNA, 2236 nt
Organism: Megalobrama amblycephala (Wuchang bream)
Lineage: Eukaryota; Metazoa; Chordata; Actinopteri; Cypriniformes; Xenocyprididae
Gene: cldn8.3
Product: claudin 8.3
Exons: 2
Coding region: 642-1670 (342 amino acids)
Biological process (GO): bicellular tight junction assembly; cell adhesion
Cellular component (GO): bicellular tight junction; plasma membrane
Molecular function (GO): structural molecule activity
Source: RefSeq, a predicted model, not a curated record